Molecule: messenger RNA, 306 nt
Organism: Lactuca virosa
Lineage: Eukaryota; Viridiplantae; Streptophyta; Magnoliopsida; Asterales; Asteraceae
Source: the annotation of a GenBank genome assembly
AUGGCUUUCAAGAAAUCAUCAGGGAAACUGUCACAAGCAGCACUUUUGAAGCAGAUAGUAAAGAGGUGUUCGAGUUUGGGUAGGAAACAGCAGCAACACUACGACGAUGUCCCCAAAGGACACUUUGUUGUGUACGUUGGUGAAAACCGGAGUCGAUAUAUCAUUCCUAUAUCCUUCUUGUCACGUACUGAGUUCCAAACCCUUCUUCACCAAGCUGAAGAAGAGUUUGGAUUUGAUAACGACAUGGGUCUCACUAUUCCUUGUCAAGAACAAGUUUUUGAGUCUCUUACUUCCAUGCUUCGGUAG